Messenger RNA from Halichondria panicea, 985 nucleotides. RefSeq names its product omega-amidase NIT2-like. Gene Ontology annotation, biological process: L-glutamine metabolic process; oxaloacetate metabolic process. Lineage: Eukaryota; Metazoa; Porifera; Demospongiae; Suberitida; Halichondriidae. Gene Ontology annotation, cellular component: mitochondrion. Bases 52 to 894 code for a protein of 280 amino acids. The transcript has 9 exons. The record is from RefSeq and is a predicted model, not a curated record. Gene Ontology annotation, molecular function: omega-amidase activity.
ACUUAGUUAACGCUCUUUACCAAUAAAAUAUAAACAAAGGCAGUUCACAAAAUGGCAGGCGCUGGACUGCGUAAGCUUCGGCUGGCCCUAGUUCAGUUGGCAGUGGGUGGAGAUAAAGCAGCUAACCUGACUCGAGCCGAAGGGCUGGUCAGAGAGGCUGCUCAGAAUGGAGCAAAUAUCAUCUCUCUACCGGAAUGUUUCAACUGCCCGUACGGUACCAGCUAUUUCCCUGAAUAUGCUGAGCCCAUUCCCGGACACACCACAAAUCAUCUCUCCAAGCUCGCCAAGGAGUGCAAGAUUUAUCUCAUUGGAGGAUCUAUACCAGAGAGAGAAAAUGACAAGAUUUAUAACACUUGUGCUGUGUUUGGGCCCAAAGGAGACCUGUUGGGAAAAUAUAGGAAAAUGCACCUGUUUGAUAUUGACAUCCCUGGAAAGAUAAAGUUCCAAGAGUCGGAAACUCUCACUGGAGGAAACAAGCCAUUUACCUUUGACACAGAGUGGUGCAAGAUUGGUAUUGGCAUAUGCUAUGAUAUUCGGUUUUCUGAGCUGGCUUCUAUCUAUGCACAGCAAGGUGCCAAGUUGCUGAUCUACCCUGGAGCCUUCAACACAGUCACAGGACCCAUGCACUGGGAGCUGCUCAUCAGAGCAAAUGCUGUACAGAACCAGCUGUACAUGGCGGCAGUGAGUCCAGCCCGGGAUGAUACUGCCAGCUACCAUGCUCAUGGACACAGUACACUCUCAGACCCAGCUGGUAAGGUGGUUGCCACCACAGAGGAGAAGGAGGCCAUUGUGUACGGGGAGGUUGAUCUGGACUAUCUGGACGAGUGCAGGGCUGGGAUACCAGUCACCAAGCAGAAGAGGCAUGAUGUGUACACCUCAGCUACUCAGAUUUAGUGACAACUGGAACUGAUGUAUAUUUUACCAUAGAUGGAUAGUUAUCAAUGAUUUUUAUGCUUUGUUUGUUAUUGAAUUUCGAUUUGUGAAA